AAUGCGGAGAGGUGCUUCCCAGAGCCCACAUCAGCGGCUGCCACCAUGUUCCAGCUGCUCUGCGCCCUCCUGCUCGUGGCUCACACCUGGGGCUGUGGCCACCCCACCUAUGUGCCCAACAUUUCGCGUGUGGUUGGAGGCGAAGAUGUCCGGCCCCAUAGCUGGCCCUGGCAGGUUUCCCUCCAGUAUGACAAGAAAGGAGUUUGGGCUCACACAUGCGGCGGGACCCUUAUUGACCCCAACUGGGUGCUGACGGCAGCUCACUGCAUCAGUUCCAAGCGGACCUACCGAGUCCUGCUGGGCAAGCAGAACCUGAGGGUGGCUGAGGCUGGCGAGGUGGCCGUGGCGGUGGAGAAGGCCAUCGUCCACGAGAAGUGGAACUCUCUCUUCAUCAUCAACGACAUCGCCCUGCUGAAGCUGGCGCAGCCGGUCGAGUUCAGCGACACCAUCCAGCCCUCCUGCCUGCCUGCCCCAGACCUGCUGCUGCCCCAGGGCUUCCCCUGCUAUGUCACCGGCUGGGGCCGCCUCUGGACCAACGGGCCCAUCGCGGACACCCUUCAGCAGGGCUUGCUGCCCGUGGUGGACCACGCCACCUGCACCCAGAAGGACUGGUGGGGCGCUAUGGUCAAGCCCAGCAUGGUCUGCGCGGGGGGAGACGGCGUCAUUUCGGGGUGCAAUGGCGACUCCGGUGGGCCCUUGAACUGCCUCAUUGGCGGCUCCUGGCAAGUGCACGGCAUCGUUAGCUUUGGGUCCGCCCUCGGCUGCAACACGGCCAAGAAGCCCACCGUCUUCACCCGGGUCUCCAGCUACAUCGCCUGGAUCACCCAGAAGAUGACUCAGAACUGAGGAGCUGUGGCUGAGCCUCCUGGCCAACCGAUACCGAGAAAUAAACACUCAAUAAAACCUUUUGGCACCCCGAAGGGCCG
Molecule: messenger RNA, 926 nt
Organism: Pseudonaja textilis
Lineage: Eukaryota; Metazoa; Chordata; Lepidosauria; Squamata; Elapidae
Gene: CTRC
Product: chymotrypsin C
Biological process (GO): proteolysis
Molecular function (GO): serine-type endopeptidase activity
Source: RefSeq, a predicted model, not a curated record